AUGGGUAUCUCAGGUCGGGAAACUUCUUUUCCACUUCUCAAAGUAAUAAUUGUCUUCUCUGUCUCAAGAGAAUCCCCUGAGACAUUAUUGUAUUGGUCAUCUUUAUCGUGCUAUCCUCAAGAGACUUUGUUGGUGGAUCAGAAGCUGCUAAAGAAUAGAUUUGAGAAAUAUAAUGUGGCUGAUACUGAUGCUGAAAGGCAAUCUGAUGAUAUAACGACUGAUAAGGUGGUGCAUAGGACUGGGGAGGUUGAUUCCAAAGUUGCUCUAAUUCAGCGAACACCUGCAGCCUCAGCCUCAGCCUCAGCCUCCACCUUAACCUCAACCUCAGUAGCAGCUCAUUCUUCUCCCACACAGGAUCUAGGACCCUCUCACGAUGCACCAUCAUGGUUUUUAUCAUUUCAAAAGGACUUCUCUAGUUUCUCAUCUGAAGUGCACACUGGGCUUCAAAAUAUUAAAGAAAAAGUUACAUCCCUUGAUCAGCGCAUCACUCACAUUGAGGAGUAUCAGGCUAGAUCUUCUAGGGGAAGUGAUCCUUUGGAUAUUAGCUCCGCCCCUCAAAUUGAAGAUGAUGGUUCUGAUGAAGAAACUGAGGACAAUGAAGAAGGUUCUACAGAAGAAGGCAACCAGGAGAAAGAAGCAGAAACCGAAGAAGAAGGAAGCCAAGAAGAAGAAGAAGAAGAAGAAGGACAAAAAGACGGCUCUGAAGAAGAAGGAUAG
Molecule: messenger RNA, 717 nt
Organism: Malania oleifera
Lineage: Eukaryota; Viridiplantae; Streptophyta; Magnoliopsida; Santalales; Ximeniaceae
Exons: 3
Coding region: 1-717 (238 amino acids)
Source: RefSeq, a predicted model, not a curated record